UUUACCGAACACCGCUGUCACCGCAGCCACUUGCAUGCCGGGAAAACAAGAGCUCGGGACUCAACAGCUUGUUGUUCGUGUAUAGCGAGAGGCGAAGAAGAAGAGAAUUGAUCCACAAUCCUCCGAGCUGGACCCCCUCAGAUAAGAAGAUGAAGGCAGCAGACGAGCCCCCCUACCUCACCGUGGGGACGGAUGUCAGCGCCAAAUACAGAGGAGCCUUCUGUGAGGCCAAGAUCAAGACGGUGAAACGCAUGGUGAAGGUCAAGGUGAAUCUGAAAGGUGAGAGUACGUCCCAGGUGGUGCAGGACGACCAGGUCAAAGGAGCGCUGAGGGUGGGCUCCACGGUGGAGGUGAAGACUAACGAGGGUUUGUCCAGCGAGGCCGUCAUCAGUAAGCUGACAGACGCCAGCCUCUACACCGUGGUGUUCGAUGAUGGAGAUGAGAAGACUCUUCGUAGGACGUCUCUGUGUCUGAAGGGAGAGAGACACUUUGCAGAGAGUGAGACCUUGGACCAGCUGCCGCUCACCAACCCAGAACAUUUUGGAACUCCGGUCAUCGGAAAGAAGUCCAACAGAGGAGGACGACGCUCGUCUCAGGCUGUGUGAGUCCUCUGUCCUUAUCAAUUUACCACUCGGUCUACGUUCCUACCCUCACCUAUGGUCACGAACUCUGGGUCGUG
Messenger RNA from Anarrhichthys ocellatus (wolf-eel), 679 nucleotides. Its product is annotated as AT-rich interactive domain-containing protein 4A-like. Gene Ontology annotation, cellular component: nucleus. The transcript has 7 exons. Bases 150 to 605 code for a protein of 151 amino acids. Gene Ontology annotation, biological process: regulation of transcription by RNA polymerase II. Gene Ontology annotation, molecular function: transcription cis-regulatory region binding. NCBI's taxonomy places the organism in Eukaryota, Metazoa, Chordata, Actinopteri, Perciformes, Anarhichadidae. The record is from RefSeq and is a predicted model, not a curated record.